AUGGGCUUAUCUACAACCUGUCAAAUUGAGAUUUGUAUCUCCGCACUAUACUCCGUAGAUCUUAAAGCCAUGGCGGGAGGGCUGAGUAACAAGGGGCCAGACGAGGCGAAGAGCCGUCAGGCCAACAGCCGACGACCCCUCCCCCACACCCAGUAA
Molecule: messenger RNA, 156 nt
Organism: Pyricularia oryzae 70-15
Lineage: Eukaryota; Fungi; Ascomycota; Sordariomycetes; Magnaporthales; Pyriculariaceae
Exons: 2
Coding region: 1-156 (51 amino acids)
Source: RefSeq, a predicted model, not a curated record